Drosophila pseudoobscura is the source of this 574-nucleotide messenger RNA. RefSeq lists its product as uncharacterized. Lineage: Eukaryota; Metazoa; Arthropoda; Insecta; Diptera; Drosophilidae. The coding region runs from base 169 to 330 and encodes 53 amino acids. The transcript has 2 exons. The record is from RefSeq and is a predicted model, not a curated record.
UCGGUGAUUUUAUAUAAUUCGGGAGAAUUCCCAAUGACAUAGAUGGUUAAUGUUUAGGAAUUCCGACUCUUCGCCCGAUGAUUUAUUUAAGAACAGUCAUCGGCUACACCGCAGUAAUCGUUUAGCUCUCAGCCGCGCUCAGUCGCACCAUAAAUAUUCGCACUAAAUAUGAAGUACUUCAGGUUCGGUUGGCUUCUGUUGUUGGCGUUCCUGGUCCUCUGCUCUGGCGAUGCCUUCGCGGCCCCCAAGCCGAAAGGCAGAGCCAAACCGAAAAUAAGGAUUCCCAAAAUUAACAUUAACAUCCAUCAUAAUAAUAUCCACAUUGGCUAGGAUCGGACUCACUCGCUUUGGAUAAUAGUCGUAGCUUAACUUAAUUUAGAUUUAGCCUUAACUUCUUUGCGAUCCAAGAGAUCCUCAGUAUACAUAAUCGUACUGUUAAGGAUGAUUAUGGCCAUUAUAUGGUUAUAUGGCAGAUCCAUAUAGUUUUCUAUGAACUCUUUCAGAGUUUCAGAAGAACCAUCGGAAGCCGGUUAGGGUAACCAUUACAAAUAAAGCUAAAUUGUAAGAAACACAA